Molecule: messenger RNA, 1384 nt
Organism: Ceutorhynchus assimilis (cabbage seed weevil)
Lineage: Eukaryota; Metazoa; Arthropoda; Insecta; Coleoptera; Curculionidae
Source: the annotation of a GenBank genome assembly
UUACAAGUGAUUUCAAGAGCAGGUACUGCUGAUAAAAAUUAUCUAGUUUUCAAUAAUUUACUGUAAUUAAACAGUUUUUGGGAAUUAUAAAUACCAACACUUAAAAUCAAAGAUCAGUAGAUGAGAAAGUAACACUCGACAAUGAAGGGUAUAUUCUUAUUUUUGGUUCUAGCCAUAGCGCUUGUUAACUCAACUAAAAAAGAAAUAGUCUGCUAUUUUACUAACUGGGCCAUCUACAGACCUGGUAUCGGCCUUUUUCAAACUUCAGACAUCGAUUCGAGCCUAUGUACCAUCAUCAAUUACGCUUUUGUAGGUUUAUGGGGUGACACUGGUGAAGUGAGGGUGCUGGACGAUUUUUCAGAUGUGGCUCGUGGAAAUCUCAAGGGUGUUAUAGGUCUGAAACAAAAUAAUACCAAUCUUAAAGUACUGGCAUCCAUGGGCGGUUGGAACGAAGGAUCAAAAAACUAUUCCAUUGUUGCUGCCAAUGCAACAUUGAGAAGCAAUUUUAUUAAGAGUGUAUUGAAGUAUGUUCAGGAUAACGAUUUUGAUGGAUUCGAUUUCGAUUGGGAGUAUCCUACUGCGAGAGGUGGAUUAGCUGAAGAUGUGGAAAAUUAUAUCAUUCUGCUCCAAGAACUUAACGCUGCUUUAAAAGCAGCAAAUACUGGUUAUUUAUUAACUGUAGCUGUUGCUGGCGCUGGAGAGCAAGUUGAAUUAUCUUACAAUGUACCUGCACUAACGAAAGUCGUUGACUAUGUCUUCUGUAUGAUGUACGACUUUAGAAUAGCUCCAUCUACCAACUACACAGCUCACCAUUCGCCAUUGAAUUAUUCUUCCUUGGAUAUAACUGAAGAAACUCGGAUCCUCAGUGUGUAUGGGGGUAUCCAGCAAUGGCUGAGCUUAGGCGCCAAUGCUUCCAAAUUAAUUCUUGGCUUGGCGUUUUAUGGCAGAAGUUUUGAACUAGUGGAUCUAAAUGACAAUGGUUUAUAUGCUGCAUCCAAUGGUACUGGACCUGCUGGUCCAUUGACAAGGACUGCCGGAUUUAUAUCUUACCAAGAGAUUUGUAAUUAUUACGGAGAUUACACACAUGUUUGGGACGAAGAACAACAAGCGCCACAUGCUUAUUUGAACAACGAUUGGUUCAGCUACGAUAAUGCCAGAUCUCUUAAGCUCAAAACUAUUUACGCUUUAUCAAGCGGAUUUGCAGGAGUAAUGAUCUGGGAUUUGGACUUUGACGAUUUUAACAAUUCUUGCGGUAAUGGUACUUUCCCGCUUUUGACUGCCAUUAAUGAAGCUGUUGCAAGUUACGGUUCCGCAACGUAGAACCAUAUUUUAUCAUAAAAAGUGUUUCUUUAGAAAUGAAUAAAAUGUUAAAAAAGGAAAAGUA